UGAACCUCCAUACCACGUGAAACGCCAUUACCUCGUCGCUUUGUUAUUGAUGAGACAAAACUCAUCGUCAUGUUGACACCCAGAUUCGAAUUAAAACAAGAUGAUGACGAGGUGACAAUCAGUAUUUACGCGCGUUAUGCUAACAUCAGAGAUACCGAAGUUUAUGUCGAGGGAAAUGAUUUUCGCUUCCACUCGUCUCCCUAUUAUCUGCGACUGAAAUUACCCGGAAAAAUCAUUGAGAAUGACGACUCCAAAGGGUCUUACGACUGCGACACUGGAACAUUCACCCUGAAAUUCUCCAAAUUGAAUAAAGGAGAGCACUUCGAGAAUUUGGAUAUGAUAACGACACUUCUAGCUCCUCCCAAAAAGAACAAAGACGUUGCUCCGACAAUCGAAGUCAUUGGUAAUCCAGCUGCCCAGCAUGAAGAUGGAGUUGAUCCUCUUUCCGAAGGUCCAGACCAAGGAGAUGAUGACGAUGGAGACGACUGGUUCAUUCCCCAGGUUUCAGUCGCUCCUGGGGUUUCUAAUAUUCUCUCUGGACAACCGAAGUAUGGAUUCGCGAAUAAAGUUUCUGGAGCUCUAACUUCAUUCGAUUCUGGCUGGUUGAGAGACGUCAUCGACCUCCCCCACCCCGACUCCACCCCCGCAGCCCAGCGAAAAUCCCUCCGAGAGGCCGAUGAAAAAGCGCAUUUUAGUGACGACCACUAUAUGGCAGACCUGGUUCAGGUAGAAGAAACUGCUAAACCGAGCAUUAUCUUCUCUCCCCAGUGGUACCAAUCAUCACCAGAAUCCAUUCUCCUAACCGAUAAUGAGAAAGACAUCCUGAAGGAGCUGCCCAACAAGGAGUACCUCCUAGACAACGAGGAGAAGCAGGCGGUGCUCUACGGUCUGGUGGACAUCCUCUUCGCCUCGUGCUACAACCACCGAGUGACUCAAGGGGAGAAUUCAUCGGAGAGCAGCUGGGACAUCAACAAAAUCUCGUCCACUCUCUCCUGGUUCCAGACGUAUUCCUCCCUGGAAGACGUUAUCAGAACGUCAAUCAGAAGGUCCUUGUGCUACCCCCUGUACCGCCACUGGGACCUCUCCAUGAAGGUCCUGGAGGACGUCAAACAGAUCCUGAAGCUGGGUAAGAAGAUGGUACUGAAGAGAUUCUGCGAGAUUCACGAGCUCUUCAAUAACUCCUUCGAGCCUAGAUACCUCCUGAAUCAAUUGUACAUCAGGGAUUAUCUCAUCUGGAUUCAGCAGGCGCCUGAUUCCCUCAUUCUCUCGCUGUUCAACGCUCUUGAUGGUCUGCUACCGAAGAAAGAGGACAUGGGGUUCGAUCUGGUGGAGCUGGAGACAGCCGCCUGGUCAGUCCUCGAGGAGGAGAAUCAACAGGAGAGGAUUGAUGAAGGGUCUGAGGAGCAGAAUCUGAUCAUUGGGAACUCGAUUCACGAUGUGGUUAAUCAGCUUAACAAGAUGGAGAUGGGUUCUGAGGGGAGUGAUGAGAGCGACUCCGAAACGGAUUCUGAUAUUGAUACGAGCUCGAGUAGCUCCUUGAGCUCCAGCAGUUGUAGUUCCUCCAGUGAGAGCUCGACAGAGUCGAGUGAUGAGUCCAGUGGGGAGAGGAAGAGAGGACCAUUGAUACUGGAGAUGGGGAAGGAGUUGGAUAGUGAUGAUUCUACGGAUGAAGAUCAUUGAGGAGAGAAUUUAAAAGAGGGAUAUGUACGAAAAACUGAUGAGAUUAAUUAUUUUUUGGGUUUUAGCUCUUACUUGAAGUGAUCUGUUCCCUAUCAUAACUGAUUUAUCUCGAACUACCACUUCAAUUCUUCAGAACAUGUAUCCAGAACACAUAUUUAUUUUUAGAUUAUUAUUAU
Diachasma alloeum is the source of this 1856-nucleotide messenger RNA. RefSeq names its product protein SHQ1 homolog. Gene Ontology annotation, biological process: box H/ACA snoRNP assembly. The record is from RefSeq and is a predicted model, not a curated record. The transcript is spliced from 3 exons. Bases 70 to 1680 code for a protein of 536 amino acids. Gene Ontology annotation, cellular component: nucleoplasm; cytoplasm. NCBI's taxonomy places the organism in Eukaryota, Metazoa, Arthropoda, Insecta, Hymenoptera, Braconidae.